AUGAGGGUCUGCAUCAUGCAUGAGAUGGUGCUUGUCACGCUCUUCGCCGCGCCUGAUGCACAGGUCAACAGCUGGACGCAGCUAAGCCCAAGUGGCUCUGUGCUCAAUGCACGGACAUAUCCCGGCAUGGCCCCCGCGUCCGGCAACCAGUUCUACGUCUUCGGCGGGUUUGACGGGACCAGCCGGCUGAGGGACUUGCACCGGUAUAGCAUCUUGGCGAACUCCUGGACGGAACUGAGUCCGGGUGGCUCCGUGCCGUCCGCUCGAUCCGUUCCGGGAAUGACGUGGAGCUACACCGACGAUGAGCUCUAUGUCUUCGGCGGCGAUGCCGUCAGCCAAUUGAAUGACUUGCACCGGUAUAGCGUCUCGGCGAAUUCUUGGACGCAGCUGACCCCUGGCGGCACCGUGCCCUCCACGCGUCAAGCGCAUGGAAUGGUAUAUAGCCAGACCACUGACGGGCUUUAUGUCUUUGGCGGUUGGGGCGAUAGCCCGAUCAGAAGUUUGAACGACCUGUACCGGUACAGCAUCUCGGCGAAUAGCUGGACGCAGCUGAGCCCUGGCGGCUCCAUACCCUCUGCACGGAACGGGCACGGAAUGGCCUUUAGCCAGAUCGACAACGAGCUCUACGUCUUCGGUGGCGAAAAUGCGACCGGCUAUUUGAACGACUUGUAUCGGUACACCAUCUCCGCUGAUGCCUGGACAGCAUUGAGCCCUGGCGGAAUCGCACCCGAGGCGCGGCAGUGGCUGGGGAUGGCAUGGUGCCACGCGGAUAAUGGGGUCUACAUCUUUGGAGGCUCUGGCUACAGCGGCUAUUUGAACGACCUUCACCGAUAUGACCCGGGAGAAGACGUGUGGUCAGAAAUGGGCCCGGGCGGCACAUUGCCGACAGCACGAUACGGCCACGGAAUGGUAUGGAGCCGCACCGAUAACGGGCUCUACGUCUUCGGGGGCAAUGAUGGGAGUUAUCUUAACGACCUUCAUCGCUACGAGCCAGUGACUACCACCUCGACCACCAGUUCCGCCUCUACCACCACAAGUGAAAGCCAGACGAUCACCACCAGCUUUACCUUCACCUGCACCUCCACCUCCUCUGCGGCAAGCAAGACGGCGACCACCAGUUCUACCUUCACUUCCACCUCCACCCACACUUCCACGCAGACUUCGACGAGGGAGGUCACAACCGACGAUCCUUUUUUGAUCUUGGUUGCGGUUGCUUUGACACUUGUUGUGUUGAGUUGCUGCGGCAUUCUUGUCUAUGCUGCUGUUGCUAUCAAGGCCCGGCGACAGGCUCAGUCCCGUGUGGCUCCAGCACCUUUGAAGCCUAGCUUUCCUUCUGCAGAGCAGCAUUCAGCGACUGUUGUGCCGCGGCCAGCCCCGCAAAAUGAACAUCGAGACGCCUUGCUGACGUACAUGCGUGAAUCCGAUGUUAAACUGGUCCGAGGAGGCUUUUUCGUUGAGCAAAGCAGGAUGAACAUCCCAUUGACGAGGCGUCAGGAAACGCCGGAACACGCGUUUGUUGAGGACCCGGACACGGCUGAGACUUGGUUUGCUGUAUCUCAUGUGUGGGAAAGUCGAGAGAAUGCCGAUCCAUAUGGGCAUCAGCGCGACCUUCUCGCCGAAUAUGUCGAAACGUUCAGCAAACACAACGCGGCAUUCUUCUACGACCAACUCUCUCUGAACCAACACGUACGAAACCCUGAGCAGGACAAAAAGUUCCGGCUAUGCAUGCAGAACAUGCACCUGCUCUACGCAAGUGAAGCGACGAAAGUCCUUCGUAUCGAGGGUUUCGCGAGUGAAGACCGUCGGGAGGCUCGUGAGAACGAUACAAUCCGUGUAUAUGACGACACACAAGACGAGGUGCACGCGAGGAAGAUUUCAGAGUUCCGGCACAACACUACACCUUACAACGAGCGAGGCUGGUGCGUGGCCGAAUGUCAAUGGUCAGCUUGUGGUAGUAAACCAUCUCAGCUCUUGCCUGUGCCUGUCGAUGAGCGAGGGAUACCCGAGGCCAAGACAGGCCUGGCACCGAUGCUUCCCGAAGAGUUCGAAGACCUGGUCAAGAAGGAUCAGCUGAAGUUCACUCACACGGAUGAUCUUGAAUCUGUCGUGAGGCUGCAGCGGGAGGUCUUCGAGGAGAUGGCCAAGAAUUGUCAAAGCUUGACAAAAGCCAAACUGCCAAUUAAGCAAAUGCGCUUUUUGGCAGAAUCCCUGCCCAAGUUCGAUCAAUUGCACGAGCUCACUUUGAUCAACUGCGACUUGGACGUAAAGAUUAUGGGAGAUUUGGUGCACGGUUUGGGCGGCGUUGUGGAGUUGGUCUUCCACCGCUGCACGUUUACCAGCGAAAUCAUCAAGACUGCAAUGCACGGCAUCGACAGAUCCAAGCUGAAUGUCUUGGAUUUGAGUGAUAACUGCCUCACAGAUGCUGAGGCAAAUAUCCUCGAAGAGGCCUUCAGGGGAAGGCUUCCAGCAAGCCUGGAGACAGUCGACUUGCGUUACAACGACAUCAGUUCUGACUCUGUGCAGCGGCUGCACCGGGCGUUGGAUGCCAGAGUGGGACUGAAAGCCGACUACAGCCGACUCGAAGUCGACCUCGAAUAG
Molecule: messenger RNA, 2598 nt
Organism: Symbiodinium sp. CCMP2592
Lineage: Eukaryota; Dinophyceae; Suessiales; Symbiodiniaceae
Source: the annotation of a GenBank genome assembly